AUGGGGAUUCUUGACGACACAAAUCCUCAUGACCACCACCAUCUCUGUCGCCGCUAUGUUCGACUACGGGACAAGGUGUAUAUGAACUCUCCAUUUAAGCAGCCGUUAGGUGCUUCACGUGUUUGGGCUCGGGGAGUGUUUCAGGGACUAAUUGAAGGCAGUUGGAUCUACUAUGGCGGACGAGCUUCUAAAAGUAAGUCUAGGUUGGUCCCAACUCAGAGAGGCUUUAAAAGAAAGCCUAGAGGACCGAAAUUGUCUCAAGGGGAGGGGAUGCAGAAUGAUAAUAGGAGUCUUAGUAUCCAAGAACUACUAGGGAUUCAGAGUCAUAAAAGAAGUGCAGAGUUGAUAUGUAAGAAAAAUCUUUUAGAGAGUCGGAUCUUUGACAAAUCCCCGUCGCUAGGGAAAGCGGUCACAGUAGUCCAUGACAACAUUACCGUCAUCUCAUUCUCCAUUAGUAGCCCCAGUGGAUCCUAUUGCUUCAAUUCCCAUCAGCUACAUCCCAACACUGACGCCACCGUUUGCAGUUGUUCCUACAUAGGCUCCUACACCUACACCAGUGCCUAUGCAGCCGCCUAUGCCACUGCCGAUUGUUAUUGCUACUCCUGCGACCACACCACCUCCGCCACCACCUUUUGUCAAAGCAAUUUAUGUAUUUUUGUGUCGAAACCACCUCUUCCGAUUAUCUAA
Messenger RNA from Striga asiatica, 687 nucleotides. Lineage: Eukaryota; Viridiplantae; Streptophyta; Magnoliopsida; Lamiales; Orobanchaceae. The record is from the annotation of a GenBank genome assembly.